AUGGCUAUUAAGAUUAUACUUCGCGUUUCUCUGGUUGUCUUGGGCAUAUAUGCGGCACCACCAGUUGAUGAAAACCUUCCACCCAGACCCAAAGAAGGGGGUGUGACAACACGUUUCUGUGAGUUCUACAAUAACACUCUACCAGAACCUUGUGACAGAACAAAAAAUGAGACAUGCAUACCAAACAUUGUCAAAGAAGAAUGUCAGCCGCUUGAAGCUGAUAAAAGCAACCAUUGCUUCACUUUAUGGCAGUUUGAUAACACCACCAACACAGCCACCGUAAAAGUCAAAGGAUGCUUUCUCGACACAGUCGCUUGCAAUGAUAGAUCAUCAAACUGCCGUUUGCACAACAUGAAAUUACCAUUACUACACUGCUGCUGUGAGGGUGAUAUGUGCAAUGAGAACGCAACAUAUCCAGGCUUAGAAGCCAGCAUACAAACAGAGAUGCCACCAGAAAGAGUACCUGCCUCUCCUGUACCAACACCUGAUGAUGACACAACUAGAGUGGUAGCAUACACACUUACACCAUUAUUUGUGUUGUUUGCGGUCUUUGUCGGAUGUUAUCUAUUAUAUAGGAAACGUAAAGGUGGCUCAUUUGCUGAAUUAGCAAGCGGAGAAGCAUCAUUAUCAAGACCUCCAUCUGCAAAUGCUGGUAUGGAAAAUGAUGGAGCCAGUUUGCAAGGUCAAGUGACACUAUGUGAAGUUAGAGCCAGAGGUCGCUUUGGUGCAGUAUGGAGAGCUAAGCUUGGUCAACGUGAUGUGGCUGUCAAAGUUUUUCCACUGCAAGAUAAACAGUCAUGGUUGGCUGAACAAGAAAUAUAUAGGUUACCUAGAAUGGACCAUCCAGAUAUUUUACACUAUAUUGGUGUUGAUAGGACUGGAGAUAACUUGCAGGCGGAGUAUUGGCUUGUCACUGAGUAUCACGAGAAGGGAUCGCUUUGCGAUUAUUUAAAGGCACAUACAUUCACAUGGGCCGAAGCGUGGCGUAUAGCGGCGUGCGUGGCCAGAGGUCUUGCGCAUCUGCACGAAGAAGGAGGCGGAAAACCAGCUAUAGCCCACAGAGACUUCAAAUCCAAGAACGUCCUCCUCAAGUCGGAUUUAAGCGCUUGCAUCGCUGACUUUGGCCUCGCGUUGAUCUUUGUAUCCGGUCAUGGAUGCGGCGAUGCGCAUGGCCAAGUCGGUACCAGAAGAUAUAUGGCGCCGGAAGUGCUUGACGGGGCCAUUAACUUCACAAAGGACGCGUUCCUAAGGAUAGAUAUGUACGCUUGUGCUCUGGUGCUAUGGGAAAUCGCUUCACGAUGUGAACAAGGCGGAAAUGACCCAACGGCGCAAUAUCGGCUGCCCCUCGAAGAGGAAGUAGGUUCGCAUCCCGGUCUCGAAGAGAUGCAAGAAACGGUCGUCCAACGAAAGAUGAGGCCACACAUACAGCCGCAGUGGAGAGACCACCCUGGUCUCUCGGUGCUCUGCGACACGAUGGAAGAAUGUUGGGACCACGACGCCGAAGCUCGGCUGUCGGCCUCCUGCGUUCUAGAACGCAUCGCAGCGCAGCGCCCCACCACCAACCGACCACCAUCGACCCCCGACACGACCCCCUUACUGAUACACGAACUGAACGAUCCCCAGCCCUGCUGA
Leptosia nina is the source of this 1632-nucleotide messenger RNA. NCBI's taxonomy places the organism in Eukaryota, Metazoa, Arthropoda, Insecta, Lepidoptera, Pieridae. The record is from the annotation of a GenBank genome assembly.